Molecule: messenger RNA, 5970 nt
Organism: Cynoglossus semilaevis (tongue sole)
Lineage: Eukaryota; Metazoa; Chordata; Actinopteri; Pleuronectiformes; Cynoglossidae
Product: kinesin-like protein KIF2A
Exons: 8
Coding region: 2906-5182 (758 amino acids)
Biological process (GO): microtubule-based movement; microtubule depolymerization
Cellular component (GO): microtubule
Molecular function (GO): microtubule binding; ATP binding; microtubule motor activity
Source: RefSeq, a predicted model, not a curated record
CCAAUACAAAGAUGAAUAUCAUUCGUUCAUGCAUUUCAUUCUUCUUCUUGACAUUCAUGCAUUCCCUCUGCCUUUUUCUAUUCCAACACAUUUGGACGCUGUGCUGUCUAAGUAACUAACAACACCACAGAAUGCACCAGUAGCCCAAAAACUUUGAUCCUUUGAAGUCAAACAGAAAUUGACACACACAGUGACAACUCACUCCAGUGGUAGCUGUUACUGUUAUCACUGUUCAAACUAAGAAUUAAGUUAACAGGAUGGAAAGCAAAUGACAUCAAGGGGUUAAGUGUUACAACACUGUUCUGUUCUGGAUAAUUCUACCGUCUUUUGUACCUUUUGUCAUGUUGCCACCGUUCAGUUAAAACAACGUCAAACAACUCUCUGUCGAAUUAUGUCGUUUUGAAAGUGGUUAUGAAAUUCAAAAGAAUGAUGAGCUAAGACUGUAGCGUUAUGGAUGCCACAGCAACAGGGAAUAUAAUAAUUUCCAGCUGCCCCUUAACACAACUAUGGACUUGUGGAUUUCUAAAAUGACACACUGGGCUUACUCCACUGCUGUUUCAUGAUGUAUUGAUUUGUACAGCAAAUGUGAAGCCAUUGCUUGAUCAUCUGGUCCAGGAUGCUGAACAUAAACAUUAGACCCACAGUGUGUACAAUAAAUGUAAAGGGCAAUAACGUGAAUCAGAGGAUCUGGGGUGAGGACGAGGACAACAGUGAAUCCUGUGAUAAGGAGCCUGUCAAACAUUCAUGUAAGGAGAGUCUAAAGGCAGACAGAGACCAGAGGAUAACUCUGUCCAUGACACCCCACAGUUCCUCUAUAGACACUCAUACUCCCGAUGAGCUAAGAGACAUUUCUCUGAUAUGCAGUCCAGAAGAUGCGCCUGCUGCUGCUCACUCACAAGCAGUUACUUUGUACAGAAGACGAGUGUCUAAUCUGCCUAUCUUCAUUACCAAAUCGACAGAUAAAGUCAAAAUGGUAGCUGAUGGGUUAAGGCUGCAGACGGCGAAGGACAAAGUCGAGGCUCUCCUAGAGACACUGAAGACAUUUCCAAUGAACUGCCAUUCUUUACGCUGUGCCCAAGUGACCGCAGAACAAAAUUCUGUGGUGUUGCCUUUGCAUCCAACCCCAUCAGAUGUUUACCAAACAAAGUCAUUAGUGCAGCGUAACGGAAGCCAAUCCAGCCAAUCAAAGACGAGCAAAAGUCAUCCCAGAACAUUACAGAACAUGAAAAACACUGUUAACGGAACAGGUAAACCGACAGUAAGGGACUGCAAGUACAAAAUUAUGACUGAUAAAAAUGAUAAACUUCAACCACUGGGGAAUCCUGUCGAGAGUUUGACCCUCUGUCUGCAGCAACUCUCCUCAGAUAACUGGAAGAAAAAGGUAAUUGGGUUGCAAACCAUUCAAGCUCUGGCUCAGAAUCAUCCAAAAGUUCUGAAAACCAAACUCCACCAAGUCUGUUUAAUACUCACUGAGGAGGUGAAAAACUUGCGCUCGGCAGUGGCCUGUGCAGCCAUCGACACUCUAGGUGACCUUUUCCUUCAUCUUCAGAAUGCCAUGGAUCCAGAAGUAGAGGGCACCAGCCAGGCCCUUUUGUUUACUUUGGCAAAAAACAAAGCAUCUUUCAGUAAUAAACAUGCCAAUCUGGCCCUGGGUGCUAUGGUGCAAAAUUGCAGCUAUACGCGAACAGUGAGUGCUCUGCUCCACAAGGGGUUGAGACACCCUCAUGCUGCUGUACGUGCAAGCACCGCUCAGCACCUUCAUCAGGUGGCGGACAAACUGGGAGCAGCUCGAAUUUUGACAUCAGGAAAGUGUCUAACUGAGCUCUUUCUCACUGCUGUCUCCAACAUGUCCAUGGAUGCAUCACAAGAAGUGAGGCACCACGGACAACUAAUGCUCCAACAAUUUACACAAAAUAAGGAUUUUCUGAGACUGUCAGCGCAAAAACAGAGACUAAAACCCUUCUUAUAUGCAUGACAACAAAACAAGCUCUCUGUGAAAAAGAGUCUGUCUGGUAGAACCUUAGAACUGUUAGUGGAGAGUGCAACAAACAUGUUUUUCCCAUAAGGAUGUUGACCCAAUGUUAAGAAAAGUAAAAGGUAAUGACAGUAUCUAAAGUCAAAACGAAUUCAAAGUAUUUGUUAAAUAAACAAAUAAAAUCCCAAGAGUCUAUUUACACCUGCUUUCUCUAUUUAGGUUUCAAUGACCUUGUUCUGAACCAUUGUCAAGUCAGCAGUCUGUUCUGUGAUUGUGUGUAUUGAACCAAACUAAGAAAACAUUAAGAAAAUUUGUAUUUGUUUGAGUCGUUUGUCGAGUUAUGGCUUAAAUAUGUCUGUAGAACAUUAAUAAAAUGUAUGAAAAUAAAAUUAAUAUCAAUGAAUCUGUACAGAACAAUUGUGUUUUCAUAGUGUUAUCAUAUUUUUUAUAUCCCCACUAAUUACUGGAAUAAAUGACAUUUACAGCAUAUUUCUAAGAUGCACUUUGACUACAACAGGUUGAAUUCCAUUACACUGAAAAGAUUGUUAUUACAUGCUUACAGUGCUCCCAAAAUAACAAAACAGAACAAUAACCCUAACAAAAUAGACCAAAAGAUAUAUAUAUAUUAACUAUGGCAUGUUCCUUAAGAUAAAGCAGGGGUGUCAAAUUCCCAUCCCCCAAAAUCUGGCCCAUGUCUAAUGUCAAUUCAUACGUAACAAAUUGUAUUAAUUCAAGGACUGAAAUCAUACAAUGGCUACUCUCAAAGCUGAUGGUAGACUGUGAACAUUUUUCGUCUCUGAAUAUUUAUAUAGGUCUUCACUAUUGCAAAAAAUGAUUUUGGAUUUUCAACAGUGGUAAAGCAUGACUGUCCAGUCAAGUCACCUUGAGCUUUGAUCAAAGUAAGGUUGUUCCUUACAUAGUCAAUGGUACAUGAAAGUAAACUUGUUAAAAAGGCCUUUGAUCAGAGAAGUCAUUAUCACAACUGUUAUGUUACCAAUAGAUGUUAUUAUUUCUGACCAAUUCACACCAAAACAACCAAAACACCUAAACAUGAAUUACAAUGAUAUAGAUCAAACUUGGACACACAGAUUUACAACUGACUCCCGGAUCAUUGACAUACAGCAGACUACAGCCCUACAUGCAAAAGAGAUCAAAAAACCCCAGAGGAGCACGGAUGAGGAUGAAGACGACGAUCCCUGGAACAGGGAACUUCAUAGGAAUUCUCUGAUGGCAGCUAGGGACCAGAGGCCAACUCUUUCCAUGAGCCUAAGCAGCUGCUCUUUUGACACACACACUCCAGAUGAGCUCCGAGCUAUUCCUCUGAUCCGAAGUCCUGAGGACUUUCCUGUUGCUGCUCCUUGUCAACCUGUCCCUAUGUUGGUCGCCUAUAAAAAGAUUGUGGAGGUAGAUGAAGAAAAUUUGGUAAAAAGUUCAACGACUCCACCCCCUCCUACCUCCCCAUGUCCAAAGAUGAACAAAACUGCAAAGAACCGUCAGCCAACAGCGCCUGUCAGGAAUGAGAGUCAUUCCAGAGAAAACAGAGGGAUUCCCUCCAGAGCCAGAUCUCCGCAGUCCCAACAACCGGAGACGAGACGCAAGUCAACAUGUUUGAAAGAGGUGGAAAAACUGCAGGAGAAGAGAGAGAGACGCCGACUCCAACAACAGGAGCAAAGAGAGAAGAAGGCUCAAGAGCUUGAUGCCACUGUCCCCAACUAUGAAAUUAUGUGCAUGAUCCGAGAUUUUCGAGCUUGUCUAGACUACAGGCCUUUAACUACUGCUGAUUUGGUGGAAGAGCACAAAAUAUGCGUAUGUGUCAGGAAACGUCCACUAAACAAAAAAGAGUUGGCUAUGAAGGAUUUGGACGUGAUCACCAUUCCAAGCAAGGAUGUUGUGAUGGUGCAUGAACCAAAACAAAAGGUGGACCUUACCCGCUACCUCGAGAAUCAAACCUUCUGCUUUGACUACGUCUUCGACGAUAGCACCACAAAUGAAAUGGUUUACAGGUUCUCCGCCAGGCCUCUUGUAGAGACCGUUUUUGAGAGAGGCAUGGCUACAUGCUUUGCCUAUGGUCAGACAGGCAGUGGAAAAACACAUACCAUGGGUGGAGAUUUCUCUGGGAAAACUCAAGACUGCUCCAAAGGAAUUUAUGCAUUAGCAGCACAGGAUGUUUUUCUGAUGUUGAAGAAAUCAUCCUACAAAUCCUUGGACCUCCAGGUCUACGCCACCUUCUUUGAAAUCUACAUCGGUAAAGUCUUUGAUUUGUUGAAUCGUAAAACCGAGCUGAAGGUGCUUGAAGAUGGGAAACAGCAAGUACAAGUGGUAGGGCUUCAGGAGAAGGAGGUCAAUAGCACAGAGGACGUCCUGAAACUGAUAAAAGUGGGCAAUAGCUACAGAACAUCAGGCAAAACGUCUGCCAAUGCCCAUUCCUCUCGUAGCCAUGCCAUUUUUCAGAUAAUUCUUCGCAGGAGAGGGGAGCUGCAUGGCAAGUUCUCUCUAAUUGACCUGGCAGGGAAUGAAAGAGGGGCCGAUACUUCAAGCGCAGACCGCCAGACUCGUCUAGAGGGAGCUGAAAUCAACAAAAGCCUUCUGGCAUUGAAGGAGUGCAUCAGAGCCCUGGGACAUAACAAGCUCCACACUCCAUUCAGAGGCAGUAAGCUGACCCAGGUCCUGAGAGACUCUUUUAUUGGGGAAAACUCCCGUACGUGUAUGAUUGCAACAAUCUCCCCUGGUAUGACAUCCUGUGAGAACACCCUCAACACACUACGCUACGCCAACAGGGUCAAGGAGCUGACUGUAGAUACAAACCAAGUAAUGGAGGGAGGUCGAAACAACAUUAACCCUGUAAAUCAACUGGACCCCCUGGACGAGGGGUGGCUGUGUCUCUCACCACAGGAAGACAGCAUCAAACUGCUGUGUGGUCAGAAUGAGGAAGAAGUAUCUCCUCAGUUCUUCGUAUACGAUGAUGCCUCAAUGUCUCAGUUGGUGGAGAUAGAGGAGCAAGUCCUGGAGGAACACAGGGCUGUUUUUCAGGAGUCUCUCCGAUGGUUGGAGGAUGAAAAAGUGUUACUGGACAUGACAGAGGACCUGGAUUUUGAUGUUCAGUCUUAUGCCACAAAACUGGAGCUGAUCCUUGCACAAAAGAUUGAAAUCCUCACUGAGCUGCUUGAGAAAGUGAAGUCAUUUCGCUCUGCCCUACAGGAGAAGUAAACCAGCAGACUGUUUAGUUUUGAGGAGCUUCUUCUGGCCAAUGGACUUUGAGCUGGAAAGUGGACUUUGCACAAACAGAAGCAAAACAAUGAAUGGUUGCAUAAAUGUAAUUUUUGAUGGAGAAAUGUGACCUCACACAGCAUCCUGAUGAUGAUGUUGUGUGAGGUCUUUUUUAAAAACUGUGUGAAGGUAGUCUGAUUUCCUUCUGCUAGUUUCUGUGAAAUGUUAUCCCCAUGUUAUCCCCCAGAACAAAUAAAAUCACCCAAUACAUCCCCAUGUCCAAAGGUGAGAAAACUGCACAGAACAAGUGCUACACUGUGGGUUUAAAAUCGCAUUUGUCUUUCCAGCAUGAGAAAAGAAAUAAUUUACACUCAUCACGUGAAAAUAUGCAGUCAGGUGGAAUUUUAGUGAUUUAAGACUGCUGCUGAAAAUGUCCCUACAUUUGCUGUCUUUACCUAUUACUCUUUUAGAGGUGACACUAUUCUCUGAGGUCUGUUAUAGACGGUCACUGAGGCAAAAAAGCAACGUUGCUGUACUUCCUGCUGCAAAGAUGUUCUUUUCUGGUGUAUAAAUUCCAUGCUAGAAGUUUUGAACCAAUCAGAUCUGUCUGAACAGCAUCUAAAUGAAAACAUGGGACAUUUUUUUUGUCUGCAUUAAAGUUCCUGUGGUUUUAAUUUCUGGCUUUUCAAAUUUGGGCUCAGAAUGAGUACUCCUGCAUGUACGAGCAGAUAUAUCUUACAGAUAUGACAGUUCAGAGGGUUUUGUAUAACUGAGUGUAACCUUUGGGC